Messenger RNA from Sturnus vulgaris (Common starling), 630 nucleotides. The record is from RefSeq and is a predicted model, not a curated record. NCBI's taxonomy places the organism in Eukaryota, Metazoa, Chordata, Aves, Passeriformes, Sturnidae.
AUGUCCUGCUACGACCUGUACCCCUCGUCUGCCUGCGGCGUCCUGCGGCCCCAGCCCCUGGCUGACAGCGGCAACGAGCCGUGCGUGCGCCAGUGCCCCGACUCCACCACCGUGAUCCAGCCUCCCGGNGGGCCCAUCCUCAGCUCCUUCCCGCAGGAUUCCGUGGUGGGAUCGGCCGGAGCUCCCGUCCUUGCAGCCUCUGGGGCCUCCCUGGGCUACGGGGGCUACGGCUCCCUGGGCUACGGGGGCUACGGCUCCCUGGGCUACGGGGGUUACGGAUCCCUGGGCUACGGGGGUCUCUAUGGAUAUGGGGGUUAUGGAUAUGGGGGCUACGGGGGUCUCUAUGGGUAUGGGGGCUAUGGGGGCCUGUAUGGCUCGUGUGGGGGCUACCGUGGCCUUGGCGGAUAUGGGGGUUACGGCUCGCUGGGCUAUGGGGGAUUUGGCUAUGGGGGCUCCUCCCUGGGCUACGGGGGUCUGUGUGGAUAUGGGGGCUCCUCCCUGGGCUAUGGGGGUCUGGGCUCGUGUGGGGGGUUCCGUGGCUUGUAUGGCUCCGGGAGAUCCUUUGGCUCCUGCAGCCCUUGGUCCUCCCGCUACGGCCGCUUCAGCCGUGGCAGCUGCGGCUCCUGCUGA